Brassica napus (rape) is the source of this 4642-nucleotide messenger RNA. Its product is annotated as bZIP transcription factor 30-like. Gene Ontology annotation, cellular component: nucleus. Bases 448 to 1578 code for a protein of 376 amino acids. NCBI's taxonomy places the organism in Eukaryota, Viridiplantae, Streptophyta, Magnoliopsida, Brassicales, Brassicaceae. Gene Ontology annotation, biological process: regulation of DNA-templated transcription. The record is from RefSeq and is a predicted model, not a curated record. The transcript has 4 exons. Gene Ontology annotation, molecular function: DNA-binding transcription factor activity.
AAGAUUCUGUUUUUUUUUAAUAUAUUAAAUAAAAUAAUAUUUAAAAAAAUAAUUUUUUUUUUUGAAGACCAUAUUUAAAAAAAAUAAUAUAAAAGCUCUUUUCUCGGGUGUUCCUUUUUCCGACAAAGUGUAAGUCAAACGUUUCAAGAGUCAAGUCUUUUGUGGUUUUCUUCCUUUCUGUAUUUGAUUGAUAUGGUCAGAACAAAAAACAGAAAGAAAGAACAAGAGAGAUUCGCAUUCCAUUUUUCGGUGGUUGCAGGUCAAAAUUUGUUUCUUCUUCGAUUAGGAAACUCAGUCACAGCGCGUUGAUCUUUGCCAUUGCUCUAUGAAGAAAGAGUGUAUAUAUUUACAGGAUCUUCACCGCUAUUCACCACCAUCUUCUAAAACCUUCCAACUCCUUAGAGUUUUCUUCUUUCUGAAGCUUCGUUUUAGAGUGUUACAGAUAAGAUGCAGAGACCUAACUCUUCCUCUUCUUCUUCUUUGAAUCCUUCUCCCAUCCGCUUCCCAGUUCCCUUCACCGGAAAUAGAGUCGGAACUCCUCCUCCUCCUCCCAUCCCACCGACCUUUCAACCCAAACACUCCUUGCCGGCGGCGGCCGUGGAGGAGAGAACCGGCGCCGUGUUCAGCCCUUCUCUGCCUCCGUCGCCCUUCACCAUGCAUCACUCUCCUUCAAGGGUGGUGGCAGGCGGCAGCGGGAAUCUACCGCCGAGAAACUCUCAUAGGCGUUCCAAUAGCGAUCAUACAUUUGUGUUUAGCUCCAUGUCGCCUCCGUUGAUCCCUUCCAAGUCUUUGGAAAGAUCAGUCUCGAGCUGCGGGGAGGCUUCAGAUUGGUCUAAGUUGGUCAAGGAGGAAGAGCGCAGAACGUUUUCAGAGGGCUACGACGAUGCUUUAAGGGCGUAUAUGAGACUUGACAAACUUGAUGCGGAGAGAAAUAGAGGGAGGACGAGGAAGAUGACGAACGGUGGAAGCACCGGUGGUGACUCUGAAGGUGAGAGCAACGUGAAGAGGAGAGCCGGCGGAGACAUUGCUCCCACCAGUGGACACUACCGGAGUGUUUCCCUGGACAGUUGCUGUUUCCGUGAAGAUGAUUAUAGUGUCCGAUUUGGAAAGUAUGAGUUUAGUGCAGGUGACAUGAAGAAGAUCGCGGCAGAUGAGACACUUGCUGGGAUUGUUAUGGCUGACCCUAAGCGUGUUAAAAGGAUGUUGGCGAACCGCGCGUCUGCUGCACGUUCAAAGGAGCGGGAGACGCAAUACAUAGCGAAGUUGGAACACAAGGUGCAGACUCUUCAGAUUGAGACCACUACUUUAUCAGCUCACCUCACUUAUUUGCAGAGAGAUAAUAUGGGGUUGCAGAACCAGAACAGUGAGCUCAAGUUUCGUCUUCAAUCUAUGGAGCAACAGACACAACUUCGCAAUGCUCUGUCUGAGAAACUGACUGAAGAAUUCCAGCGAUUGAGUCUGGUGAUUGGUGUGCCGAACCGCAGCGAAUCCAACAUAUCAAACGCGUCACUAACUCCGGAGAUGUUUCAGCAGCAGCUUAGGAUUAGCCAGUUACAACAUCAGCAUUACAAUGAAUAGUCUAACCAACUUAUGUGAUCCGCAGUUUCUUCAUAUAUGAUAAACUAUCUUUAUAUGUGGAGAGUCUGUUUCUUUUUUCUUUCGAAUAUUUAUACAAAACAUUAUAAUGAGUAUGCCCGGCAAUUUUGAUCAUAUAUCCUGAAACAUUUACAUAUAUACAUAUGGUGAUAAAAUGAAGGCUCCUCCUUUUGGACAGAGUGAUCUUCUGUCGUUUUGGUCAUACUGCAGUUUGGAUUUGAACUAUUCAUUUAAAACAUCGUCUUCUCUCAAACAAUUUGGCUUUCCCUUUUUAAUGUGUUUAACAACAUAAUCAAAGGUGUUUGAAAUCGUAACUCUUUUGGUUAUGAUGAACUAACAGCAAACCUUUAUAUUUUCUUUGAAAGAUUAUCUAAAUUGUUAUUGAUACCUAAGCCAACACUACACUCAUACAUGGGUAAAGUUUCUUUGAAUUAAUUUUUGUCUACUGGUUCCUAACCCACACUUCUACCGAAUUAGGUAAACGGAACUCAAAAGACUCAUGAUAAUAUUCUUUAUAUCCUCCUCUGCCAUCACUGACUCUUUUCCUAUUGGUAAUGUAUUUGUAUGUUUAAACGAAAAAAAAAUAAAGGAAACUCGUAACUUAUGUAAUGUGAGAAAACUAGUGAAUGGAUCCAGCUCCAAGGUUGUAAUCAAAUAUCUUCCAUCUCAUAGAAAACAAAGGGAAGACAAGGGUCUAUGUACAAUACGUGAAACUAAAGAAUUAAACAUCCUCAGGGUUGUGAUCUUACACACGCCACCACAUAAACAACAACAAAAUAUAAGAACCAAUAAGAACCAGAAACUUCCUACUAUUACUGAAGUUGGAGGUUGUGAUUACCUAUUAGAUGAUGAACUAACAUCAAAGUUUUAUAGCAUUUCCAAUGUAUUUUUUUUUAAACAGAGUAACUCCAUAACAAAAUUGGAUUUGACUCUAACCCUAAGCCAUUUCGGAAUAAAAAAUUAAGUAGGUUGGAGCAUUUCUUACACUGAAGUGGAAAAUGAAGUGAGGUUAGAGAUGAUUUUUUUUUUUGAAAUAUUAUUAAAUUGCUGGUGAUACCUAAGCUAACACAUUCAUUCGUAUCUAAAGUUUCUUGAAUUAUUUUUUUUCUUUAUAGAGUUUCAUCUAGAGUGUUAUGUUUUAAUUGGGUUUCGAGCUAGAUUUGAGAUAUCUAAUUUUUUAUAUAUGUGAUCCGCUCCAUUUCAAUUAAAUACUUAGAUUUGUGAUAUGUUUGGAUUUGAAAAUUAUAAGUAUUCAGAUAUAUGGAUAUUCAAUUUUUUUGAAUAUUCACAGAUUAUUUGAUUCGAUCGGUUAAUUAUAUAAAAAUAAAAAAUAAAUAUAAUACAUAUAACAUGAUUUUUUUUAAUAAGCACAACAUCAUAAUAAAUAAUAAAUAUAUAUAAAGUAGAACAUUCUCUUCUCAUGAUGAUAUGAUACCUCAUCAAGAGGCUUGCUAAAAAUUUGAAACCUACUCAUUUUAACUACUUCACAUGUUCUCGUCUUUAUUAUUUAGACCAAAUUUAUUAACAAAAUAGAUUUUUAAAAACAAGUAAAGAAAAUUAAGAAUAACAAAAUUAAAGAAAUUUGUUUAUGAUAUUUCUUUUCCACUUUUCACCAAACCCACAACAACCAAAAUCCGAAAAGCGAGUCAUAUAGAUUUUCCCAUCGCUUUGAAAACCUAAUAAGUAACAAAAUGAUAAAAGCAUAAUCAAAGAUUACUACAUAACUAUAACUAAGACAAUUGUUUUAUUUAUUUAUUUUUUAAAAAGAAAAAAAAUAUAUAAUAAAAAUACAUAAUAUAAUCUAAAAUACAUAAAUUUUAAGAAUGAAUAGGAAAAAUUCAUAAAGUUCCAACCAGAGUAAAUGAUUUUUUUAAGUAGUGUAUCUUUUGGAUUUUUUUUUUCCUUUUAUGGUCACAAAACUUAAGUUAAAAAUUAACAAAAAAUCAUGAAAAAUCACACUUAGUAAUUAGUACAUAAUUAAAAUUAAUAUUCAAAAAAUGGUUGAAUAACAACCAACAAAAGAUGAAAACAAUAAAUUUCCACAAAGCAUGAAAAAUCUUUAGAACAAUCACAAAAUACGUAAAUGAUAUAAAGUGCACAUCUAUAUAUUAUAUCCAAUCAAAUAUAUAAAACCUACCCAACUUAACGCUGAUUUAUUAAAGCAUUAAUGAAUAUUUAGUCAAAUCAUUGGACUAAAAAGCUUCCACCUAACUUCUUUUUAAUGUAAUGAAUAAAGAGAAAUGAAGUCUUUAGUCAAACCGUAUAUAUUAUUAGCAUAUUUGGAAAUACACACAAUACAAAAUGACAUGGAAAAAAAAAUGACUAUACACGAUAAAUCAAAUGAAAAAAUACUUUAAUAUAUAUAUAUAUAUAUAUAUAUUCUCAUUUCAACUUCCAUGUAAGAAAACUAGUCAACAAAAUAAGAGAAUGAACUUAUGUUUCCGGUAAACAAAAAAUUAACGAAAAUAACAUAAAAUAUUAAAAAUAGGUAAAAGAAAAUUUAGAAUAAAAAAAUUGUUUAUGAUAUUUUCUUUUCCAAAUUUCAUCAAACCCAUGAUAAAAAUAAUAAUAAAGAAAGAGUGCAUCACAUAGAUUUCCCCCAUAGCUUGAGAAACUAUAACAAAAUGAUGGAAUCACAAUAAAUGAUCACUAUAUAAAUAAAACAUAAUUUUUUAAAAAUAAUUAGAAAAACAAAACAUAAUAAAUAAAAUAAUAUAACCCGAAAUAUAAAAAAAUUAAGAAUAAAUAGGAAAAAAUAUAAAAGCCAAAAGUAGGUAAUCCAUUUAGGAUUUUUAUUUUUUUCACGUUGCAUCAAAGCAAUGUGAAUGAUCAUUGAACUUUUUUCUCCCUUUUAUACUCACAAAGCUCAAGUUUAGAAAAAACUAUAAAAAUUCAUGAAAAGAACUACAAUAAAUAAUUAAAUAUAUAAUUAAAAUUAAUAUUUUAAAAAUAGUUGGGAAAACAAACAACAAAAAGUAAAACAAAAAUUUGGGCAGCGCACAUAAAAACUUUAGAAAAAUAAAAAAAAUAAGUGAAUGAUAUAAAA